AUGCUCACCUUUCGAAAAUCCUUGAUCGCAGCAUGCUGCUUGAUCGCCUUUAUCCUCAUCCUCCGAUCCUCCCACUCCUCGACCCCCUCGAACUCCCCGCCGAUCGCCCCCGAAGGCGCCAUUUACAAUAAUGACAAUGGAGAAACAGUGGCAGAGCAACCACAAGGACAAACGCAGCAGCAAACGCUGAAGCCUCUCGAGCCUGCUCCGAAUGCCCCCCUCCGCGAACGGUUACGAUACCAUUUCCCCUACGACCUAGAGAAAAAGUUCCCCGCAUACAUUUGGCAGACAUGGAAAUAUGCCCCCUCGUCCAUGUGGUUCGACUCCGAAUUGCGCGUUGCUGAAGCCAGCUGGACCGAUUUACACCCCGGGUUUGUUCACCAGGUCAUUACCGACGAUACCCAGCGCCACCUGGUCAAAUAUCUGUUCGCAUCACUCCCGGAUAUCUUCGAGGCGUACGAGGCAAUGCCUCUGGCCGUCCUCAAGGCCGACUUCUUCCGAUACCUCAUCCUGCUUGCCCGUGGAGGAAUCUACAGCGACAUCGACACAAGCGCCUUGAAGCCCGCGUCCGACUGGCUUCCAUCGCAACUGGACUUGUCGACGGUCGGGUUCGUCGUGGGCAUCGAGGCUGACCCCGACCGCCCCGACUGGAGUGACUGGUACUCGCGUCGAAUCCAAUUCUGCCAGUGGACCAUCCAGUCCAAACCGGGCCAUCCGAUCCUGCGCGACAUCGUAGCCCACAUCACCGAGGAAGCCCUGCGCAUGAAGAAGAAAGGUAUCCUCGCCAAGGGCAAGAUGGAUAAGACUAUCGUCGAGUUCACCGGCCCCGCGGCCUGGACGGACGCCGUCUUCCGCUACUUCAAUAACCCGGAUUACUUCAAUAUCGAACCGGGGACGACGAACGUCACCUACGAAGACUUCACCAACCAGGUCGAACACAAAAAGGUGGGUGAUGUGGUUGUCUUGCCCAUUACCAGUUUCAGUCCUGGUGUUCAGCAAAUGGGGGCGCAAGAUUAUGAUGAUCCCAUGGCGUUUGUCAAGCAUGAUUUUGACGGAUCAUGGAAAACAGACCCAUCGCUUUAA
Molecule: messenger RNA, 1083 nt
Organism: Aspergillus wentii DTO 134E9
Lineage: Eukaryota; Fungi; Ascomycota; Eurotiomycetes; Eurotiales; Aspergillaceae
Product: glycosyltransferase family 32 protein
Exons: 2
Coding region: 1-1083 (360 amino acids)
Biological process (GO): protein N-linked glycosylation
Cellular component (GO): mannan polymerase complex
Molecular function (GO): alpha-1,6-mannosyltransferase activity
Source: RefSeq, a predicted model, not a curated record